Molecule: messenger RNA, 1715 nt
Organism: Electrophorus electricus (electric eel)
Lineage: Eukaryota; Metazoa; Chordata; Actinopteri; Gymnotiformes; Gymnotidae
Gene: sar1ab
Product: secretion associated, Ras related GTPase 1Ab
Biological process (GO): intracellular protein transport
Molecular function (GO): GTPase activity; GTP binding
Source: RefSeq, a predicted model, not a curated record
AUAAUGGUAACUACUUACUUGAGCAUCUCUAAGUUACUCCAGAAAAGAAUAUGACCGCAGAAGGUAAUCGCAAGCCAUUUGUGUCCACCACACGAGGGCGCUGGCGAUGGCUUGUUGCUUAGUGUACAUAGGUUUUAGCCGUUUUGUUUAUAUGGCGUUGUAAGAUAAAGUUUGCAACUGUAACUAAGGUUUGCCAUUGUAUCUACAUCAAGUAACCAGCUGACGCGACGACCAAAGAAGACAGCGAGGGAACAGCAAUGUCAUUCAUAUUUGAUUGGAUAUACAGGGGAUUCAGCAGUGUGUUACAGAUAUUAGGAUUAUACAAAAAGAGUGGAAAGCUGAUUUUCCUUGGUUUAGACAAUGCUGGAAAAACAACAUUGUUGCACAUGCUUAAAGAUGACAGGCUCGUGCAGCAUGUUCCAACUCUUCAUCCAACUUCAGAAGAGUUGACAAUUGCUGGGAUGACUUUCACAACAUUUGACCUAGGUGGACAUGCUCAAGCAAGACGAGUUUGGAAGAAUUACUUACCUGCCAUUAAUGGAAUAGUCUACCUUGUGGAUUGUGCUGACCAUGAGCGUUUGCUUGAGGCCAAAGUUGAACUAGAUGCCCUGUUAACUGAUGAGACUAUCUGCAAUGUACCAAUCCUUAUUUUGGGAAAUAAAAUCGAUCGACCGGAGGCAAUCAGUGAGGAUUCACUGAGGGGAAUGUUUGGUUUACAUGGACACACUACUGGGAAGGGUAAUGUAUCACUGAAAGACCUGAACCUGAGGCCAUUGGAAGUGUUCAUGUGCAGUGUGUUAAAGAGACAAGGAUAUGGAGAUGGUUUUCGCUGGCUUUCUCAGUACAUUGACUAACUUAGUUUAAGUAUUGAUACUAUGAAACAGUUUGAAACCCUGAAUCCACUUAUUUAUUAAAGAUUUUGACUCUGGAUGAAAGAACUACUAACACAAGUGAAUAAUAUACAAAUUAGGUGGUUAUAAUGUAAAUUCUAUACAAAUUAAGAGCAUUAAUAUAUUUUAUCACUAAGGCUAGUAUAGUUAUGUAAUUUUGCACAGUCUUGUGUAAUUUCCCUAAGGUAAAGGAUUAAAGAAUUGUAUGGUAGCUGUUUCUCUCUUCCCCCCCCCCCCCCCCCCCAUACUACUCCAUUAGGGGUUUGCUGCUUUUUAUUAUUAAUACCUGUUUCCUUGCCAUGAAAAUGUGUAAUGUACCUGUAACAUUAACUUGGGGAGUGAAGUAUUGUAUAUGUGCCAUGAUACAUCCAUGUCAUAUGGAAAGACAGUAACAGCUAAAAGGAAGACACUACAAACUAAACUUUGACAUACAACUAUAUCAGCAUUUUACAACCUCUGCUUUUAAGCUGAUGAAGUAGUAUCAUUGCAUUUUAGGGUUUGCUCAGGGGGAAACACUAACACUGUGCUGUAUGCAUACAUAUCAAAAGCAGUUUCAAGUAUAUUAUUUCUGCAUGCAUAGUACUGCAGGUGAUGCAUCUGAUAUUUAAAUACAGAGUGAUUUUUUUUUUUCUUUUUUCUUUCCCUAAGGCAGCAGCCCUAUAGUAGUUACAGCAGUUUUUAGCCAGCAUGAGCCCACAUCGACCUGUUCCUGAAUGUUAAACUACCAAAUUUAUAUGUGCAAUAAGAAGUACUUUUUGACUAUCAGCUACUAUUUACAUGCAGUUGAUAUGAGGGUACGUAAAAAAAUAAAACACUUGUGCAAUA